This is a messenger RNA of Leptosia nina, 1362 nucleotides long. The record is from the annotation of a GenBank genome assembly. NCBI's taxonomy places the organism in Eukaryota, Metazoa, Arthropoda, Insecta, Lepidoptera, Pieridae.
AUGAACCCUAUCACCUUCGCAAUAUUUAUCACCAGCCUCUUUUGGCUUAACCUCAGCGACGCUAAAAUAGGGUACUUCUGGCACAUCACAGAUCUUCAUUACGACCCGUUCCACAACUCCCCGGAGUUCCAUAGAGGUUGCAAACAUCGCGGUAACAAUGACCACAAUCACAGAAAUGGCCGACACAGAGACCACACGUGCGACAGUUCCUGGCUGCUCAUACAGAGCGCCGUCUCCUUCAUGGCUGAGAGACACCCGGACACCUUGGAGUUCGUGCUUUGGACUGGCGACAUAUUAUCUUCAUCCAUGGAACACCUGAGUGACGAAAUCAAAAUGGAGGCCGUGAGAAAUGUGACAGAUCUUCUAAGCAGGACGUUCAGUAGCCAAUUCGUCUUCCCAGCACUAGGACACAAUGAUCCACCUCCUUCUAGAAGACUCAUUGAUAUGUGGAUGCAGUGGUUACCAUCUGAUGCAUUGGCGACUUUUGAAACAGGCGGCUACUAUACGAUAGAACAAUCAUACAGUAAGCUUCGCAUCGUCGUAUUGAAUAGCGUGCUGUGGGCUGGAGGAGCGGCGAAGACAGAUGGCCCUCAUAGAGGUCGGGCUCAGUGGGAAUGGUUGGAGCACGUUCUCAGCAAAGCCAGGAGGAAAAAUGAAAUGGUAUACUUAGUAGCCCAUGCUGGUCCAGGAGUUGAAGAACGACAUAACGCUGGUAGUUCUUCUGCGGCUGGUGGGGGAGAACUAACGCCAACGGCCAACUCGAACUUAGUGCGGAUUAUAAAAGCCUUCAGUGACGUCAUUGCUGGGCAGUUCUACGGCCAUCGUCAUACCGACACCUUCAGGCUUAUGUACAAUGAAGGUCGACCGGUGUCGUGGGCAUUAUUGGCGCCUUCGAUAACACCAAGGGGAGCUGGUAGCACGUCGAACCCAGGUCUGAGGCUAUACAAGUUUGAUACGAAUAACGGAAAAGUGUUAGACUACACACAAUUUUACUUAGAUGUUACUAAUAAAAAGGGCGAGGUACAUUGGGCAGUGGAAUACAAUCUAACACAAUACUACAAUCUGAGGGAAAUAACUGCUGUCUCAUUAGACAAUUUGUCGAAAAAAAUUCGAAACUACAACGACCGCACCUUCUUGAACAAGUAUCUCCUGGCUCUCCACGUCCGACACUCCACUGACGUCUCGAACUGCGACGCAACAUGUGUCCACGUCCACUACUGUGCCAUAACUCACGCGGAAUUUCACGAAUUCCGCGCAUGCGUAAGAAACCCAGCAUCUGCUCUUGCGUCGCGCGCUCCACACUUGUCCUCUGCCAUUUUACUUUACGCUAUUGUACUUCUUCUCUGUUCUAGAAAACACUAA